Messenger RNA from Phacochoerus africanus (Common warthog), 2770 nucleotides. It is a transcript of the gene GPR173, whose product is annotated as G protein-coupled receptor 173. Lineage: Eukaryota; Metazoa; Chordata; Mammalia; Artiodactyla; Suidae. The record is from RefSeq and is a predicted model, not a curated record. Bases 1377 to 2498 code for a protein of 373 amino acids. The transcript is spliced from 5 exons. Gene Ontology annotation, biological process: G protein-coupled receptor signaling pathway. Gene Ontology annotation, molecular function: G protein-coupled receptor activity. Gene Ontology annotation, cellular component: plasma membrane.
UCUCCCUGCCUCCCUCCCUCCUCCGCCCGCCCCUGAGGCAGGGACCGUGCAAAUCGAGGAGAGGGGGGACGGACAGGCCGGAUGGGGUCCAGCUUAGUGCCUUGGGCUCCCUCCUGAUGCCCUCUCCACGCUGGGUGUUUCCAGCAUCUUGGGGCCUAAAUUUGCGUGAGCUUGGGUGGUUCCCAGGCUGGGGAGUUCCCUCCGGUAGGUCCACGGUGCCCCCGUUUUGCUUCAGGACCCCCCCUCGGAUGCUCUGAGCCACCCUCCUCAACCCGGAUCUAAAACCUGGGACAGAGCUAUCAGGCCAGCCUCUCUCUCCACCCCACCCCCUCUUUCUGGCGUCCAUCCCCUCCCCAACCCCACCUCUGCUGCUGCCUCUGGCUGUGGACCUACACCUCUUCCCCAUCCCCAACAGGCCUGGGGAGCAGAGUGAGCCUGGAUGAGAGCUCCCCCAACCUGGGGCUCUCCCAGGCCAUGGCCCAAGUGCUCCCAGGGAGGAGCCCCGGACCCUGAGCAUCUGCUAGAGGCUUGGCAGAGGCCCCGUGGGGACCGUGUCUUCUGAGGACAAAAGGCGGCGGCCAGCAGGCAGACAGGGAGGGGGAAGGGGGGGACCGGCAGCCAGGCGGGCAGACGGGUAGCAGGGACCAGUGCUGGCCCCCCUCCCAGUUUGGCGGUGGCAUGAAGAUGGGGGUGGGAGUGUAUAGUUGGGGAAGCACCUGCCGGGACCCUCACCUGCCAGCUAGCUGGGCACCCCAAGGCUGUGUGCUGCCCACCUGGUGUUCCCCAACACCCACAGCCCUGCCCAGUGCACCCCUCCGGUGCUUGCUUCCUCUGAUGUCUGAGAUUUAGACCAGCCCGGCUGUAUCCACGGCAACAGAAGCAGGAGUGUCACUGGCGGCCAGAUCACUUGAGGGUCCCACAAUGUGGCCUGGGCUGUGAUUUAUCCUGGGUGAGACAGCGUGAGCCCCUUCCCUGGAUUCCAAGACAGCCCUGCUGAGAGAGACCAGGUAGCCCAGACUUUUGCUCAUUCACCACGGAAGGUACAGCUGUAAUUCCCAGCUAGGGGAAGGAAGCCACUGUAGGGCUAAAAAGAAGGCAGAGACCCAAGUUUUAUGUCCGGAAUAGCUACAAGAUCUCUUCUUCCAAGAGGAAGUCACCAUCAACAGGAAACUUCUUGCAUAAUUUAAAAAGUUUGAAGAACACAACUUUGGGCUUUGCAAAGGGAGAGAAGAACCACACCAACAUCCCUAUUCCACAGACCCACCAUUGGAGGAAACAGGUGCAGCCCAGCAGGACAACUGAUGGAGUCCCCCGGUGCCCAUCGAGUACCGGACUGGCUGACCCCAUAGGGUUGGGAGCAGCCUCUGCCCCUCAGUAUGGCCAACACCACUGGAGAGCCCGAGGAGGUGAGCGGCGCACUGUCUCCACCAUCAGCAUCGGCUUACGUGAAGCUGGUGCUGCUGGGACUGAUCAUGUGCGUGAGCCUGGCGGGCAACGCCAUCUUGUCCCUGCUGGUGCUCAAGGAGCGUGCUCUACACAAGGCUCCUUACUACUUUUUGCUGGACCUGUGCCUGGCCGACGGCAUACGCUCUGCCGUCUGCUUCCCCUUUGUGCUAGCUUCUGUGCGCCACGGCUCCUCGUGGACCUUCAGUGCACUCAGCUGCAAGAUUGUGGCCUUUAUGGCCGUGCUCUUUUGCUUCCACGCGGCCUUCAUGCUGUUCUGCAUCAGCGUCACCCGCUACAUGGCCAUUGCCCACCACCGCUUCUACGCCAAGCGCAUGACACUCUGGACAUGUGCAGCUGUCAUCUGCAUGGCCUGGACCCUGUCUGUGGCCAUGGCCUUCCCACCUGUCUUCGACGUGGGCACCUACAAGUUUAUCCGUGAGGAGGACCAGUGCAUCUUUGAGCAUCGCUACUUCAAGGCCAAUGACACGCUGGGCUUCAUGCUUAUGUUGGCUGUGCUCAUGGCAGCCACACAUGCUGUCUAUGGCAAGCUGCUCCUAUUUGAGUAUCGUCACCGCAAGAUGAAGCCCGUUCAGAUGGUGCCAGCCAUCAGCCAGAACUGGACAUUCCAUGGUCCUGGUGCCACCGGCCAGGCUGCUGCCAACUGGAUCGCCGGCUUUGGCCGUGGGCCCAUGCCACCAACCCUGCUGGGUAUCCGGCAGAAUGGGCAUGCAGCCAGCCGGCGGCUGCUGGGCAUGGACGAGGUCAAGGGUGAAAAGCAGCUGGGCCGUAUGUUCUACGCGAUCACACUGCUCUUCCUGCUCCUCUGGUCACCCUACAUUGUGGCCUGCUACUGGCGAGUGUUUGUGAAAGCCUGCGCCGUGCCCCACCGUUACCUGGCCACUGCUGUUUGGAUGAGCUUCGCCCAGGCUGCCGUCAACCCCAUCGUCUGCUUCCUGCUCAACAAGGACCUCAAGAAGUGCCUGAGGACUCACGCCCCCUGCUGGGGCACAGGAGGUGCCCCGGCUCCUAGAGAACCCUACUGUGUCAUGUGAAGCAGGCUGGUAGGCAGACAGGCAGGCAGAAGGUCAUGGCCACAGCGAUGCGGCCAACAGAAGGGGAGAGAUGGGACCCCAUACAGGAGCCUUUCUUUCUGAGCUCCAGCCCCAGCCCCUUGAACCACUCGGAAUGUAGGCACCUUUGCCAAUACCUCCCCAGUGUUGGGGACUGGGUGGGGACUGGGAAAGAGGCAUCUCUAGUCCUGUGAGGCCUGUCUCCACUGCCUCCUUCUCCACUUAUACAAUCUCUCUCCUUCUCUCUCUCUCUC